Molecule: messenger RNA, 910 nt
Organism: Parathielavia appendiculata
Lineage: Eukaryota; Fungi; Ascomycota; Sordariomycetes; Sordariales; Chaetomiaceae
Exons: 3
Coding region: 1-549 (182 amino acids)
Cellular component (GO): cytoplasm; microtubule; membrane
Molecular function (GO): microtubule binding; GTPase activity
Source: RefSeq, a predicted model, not a curated record
AUGGUCGUUUUCACCAACGAGGCUUUGAGCCGCCUCUGCUCCGAGGACAGACUUGCGCUGUUGGAUUCGAUCGAUCGUCUACGCUUGCAGGGUAUCAAGAACUAUGUCUCCCUGCACCAGAUCAUUGUCUGCGGCGACCAGUCAUCAGGCAAGAGCUCCAGCAAGUUGUGCACCCGCUUUCCCACCGAGCUCAUCUUGCGCAGGACAGCGCAUUUCAGCUCCCGCGUCUCCAUCAUCCCGCAUGAAUCUCGCCCGGAAUCCGAGCAGAUUGCCCUGCGCAAUUUCCACGAGCGCAAAGUUUGCCAUGGGCAUCACGCCCCAUGGAAGAGCAUUCGCGCAGGAUAUCCUCCGUGCGGAGGUCACGGGGCAGACCACCCACAUCUAACCAUUGUCGACCUACCCGGACUCAUCCACGCCGAGACCAAGCACCAGUCAAGCGCCGACGUGGAACUGAUCAAGGGCCUCAUCCAGUCCUACAUGAACGAGUCAAGGUGCAUCAUUCUAGCCGUUUUCUCACCCAAAACGGCUUUGCCAACCAGGUGGACCUAAAAAUUGGCUGGCGAGGCCGACAAGACGGGGAACCGAACUUUGGGUAUCAUUACAAAGCCCGGCACGCUGGCCCCCGGGGAUUAGAGCGAAGCUCUGUACGUUUCUCUUGCUAGGAGCCAGCAGGUUGCGUUCCGCCUUGGUUGGCAUGUCCUGAAGGACAAGGACUCGGAGAAGGGUACAUCGUCUCUCGUCGAGCGGGAUGCCGAAGAAGCCACCUAUUUUAGCUCCGGGGCAUGGGCCCUUCUAUCCCCUUCAUUGCUCAGAAUGUUACAAGGAAGAGUCGGCUCACACUCUGUGCACAAGCGAGACACGAUGGCUGGGACCGUUCCUACUCAAGAUGUCCAGACGCGGCUGGACCACA